Parastagonospora nodorum SN15 is the source of this 3540-nucleotide messenger RNA. RefSeq lists its product as hypothetical. Gene Ontology annotation, cellular component: nucleus. The record is from RefSeq and is a predicted model, not a curated record. The coding region runs from base 1 to 3540 and encodes 1179 amino acids. Gene Ontology annotation, molecular function: poly(A) RNA polymerase activity; RNA binding. NCBI's taxonomy places the organism in Eukaryota, Fungi, Ascomycota, Dothideomycetes, Pleosporales, Phaeosphaeriaceae. The transcript has 2 exons.
AUGGCGGGCAUCAAAGACUCACAGCAUUAUGAUGCAAUUCGCAUCAACUCGAACGAUACCGCGUUGUGUAUCAUUGCACCAGACACAGCAUGCGGAAAUGUUGACCGACUCCGCGAACUAUACGACAAGGCCUACGGGAAGUGGCCAGCACACAUCAACCUCGUAUACCCAUUCGUUGCACCGGAGAAUCUUCCACGAGCACAAGAGCAACUGAAAACAUACUUUGACGAACAUCUCGACACAAGCAAAUCACGCACGACGAUACUCUCGGACGCAGGUAUCUUCAAGCAUCGCAACAAUAGCACCGUGUUCCUCCAGGAGAGUCAAUCCCAAUCAGAUUCGUCUCUGGCUUCGCUCCGUUCAAUGGCGUUGCAGGCUCUUGGCCAAAAGCCCGCGCCCAGCAACUUACAUCUCACCAUUGGACAGACCGAAAACAACACGCUCUUCUCACAACAAUUCUUGCUAAGUAAGGCUCGACUUCUUCCCAAGCUACAAUUUCGGAUCGGAGCGCUUGCUAUACUCGUUCGCGAUCGUUCGGGUCCUGACGAUUGUAUGAAGUUAUGGGGCGUGAUUGAUGUAGCUCGCCCGGAAGAGGCCUGGAGGCCUUCUACACCAGAGCACUGGAUUGGGCAAUUUCCCACGGUGGCCACCGACUUGCAUGUUGGAGAUAACGAAGGAGGAGAAGCUGUUGUCAAGAACAUCUCAACCGCCAACCGUAACCUACAGUCGGGGCCAAUAUACUGCUUUGAUCCACACCAAAACGCUUGGUCAGUGUGCGAGAACACCAGCAAAAACGGCACAGAUGCGAGCAACUUGAAGAUUUCGAGUUACAACGUGCUCAUUGACUCCGAGUACCCUCCAACGCACGAGCGUGAUCCAUUUCUCAUAUCGACGAUCCUCUCCGAAUCCGCCGCGGCGGAUGUCCUAGUGCUCCAAGAGGUCUCCGACGACUUCCUGUCGUACAUUUUGAGUAAUCCAGAUAUCCAGGAACGCUACCAAUACGUCUCGCAUGGCCCACCAAGUCAGUCAGAUAUUGGUCCACUUCCUAAUUUGCGCAACGUCGUCAUUUUAAGUCGCUGGUGCUUCAGCUGGAAGUUUGUAUCUUUCCAGCAAAAGUAUAAAGGGGCGUUAGUCGCUAAAUUCGGAGGACUCAUCUCGAAUGAAACGUGCAGCCAGCAGGGUCUGGUGGUUGCUGGCGUUCAUUUGACUGCGGGUCUGACCGAUAGUUCAGUAGCAGCGAAGAAUCAACAGCUCCAGGCUCUGAGAGACUAUCUCGUGGAUCAACACGACGCGGACGCUUGGGUCAUCGCAGGAGACUUCAACAUACCCACCUCGACAUACACUAUCGAUACUGCCUUGAAGGACGGAAGCAUUUCGAAAGAAACUGUUGCAACGCUUUCCUCGAUAGAGACAGAAUUCAGUGAUGCUGGAUUGAUCGAUACCUGGGCAGUCGCUCGCGUUGAAGCAACUGACGAAGUGGUAUCCAGCACCUAUGACGAACUAUUUGAUGGUGAGGAGGGUGCUACGUUCGACCCAAGGAACAACAUUCUCGCAGCAGCUACGUCUGAGACUUCUAUUGGACGACCACAGAGAUAUGACAGGAUCCUUGCACGAUUCCAGGACAAUUUCAGAGUCUCGCGAUGCAACCACUUUGGACUGCCCUCUGAAGUCGACGGCUCACAAGUGGUUCCCAGCGACCACGCAGGUAUCAGGUCUACCUUGGAGUUUCUCAAGCCUUCGACCGCAACCGAGGGGCAAUCUCUUGAGCAAGAGAAUCGAAUGAAAAUAGCACUCAAGCGAGCGGGCCCAUGUCUAUCUCAGUCUGCUGAACUCGAUUCGGUCCUCGCUUCCGGAGGCAUGUUCCCCUCGGAAGAGGAAGUACAACAACGCAAGGACGCUCUAGAGAUUCUCAAACGGGUUGUUUAUGGUACUUCUAGCGAUGAUGUGACAUCAACGUCUGAUGUGCCAAUGAUUAUCGUUCCAGUCGGUUCAUAUGCUCUCGGCGUGUGGACAUCCGGAUCUGAUAUUGACUGUCUUUGCAUCGGCACCAUCAGCUCAAAGACUUUCUUCAAGCUCGCUCGACAAAGGCUCGUCAAGGCGCACGACCAGGGUGUGCGCGUUCUGAGAAAGGUUGAGGCAAACACUGGUACCAUGUUGGAACUAUGGUCUGAGUUUGCAGGUCUUCCAGCAUCAGAUCCUAUUUUCAACCUCUCCAUUCUUUCGCUGCGCAAGCUCAAGCCUUACCGGGAUCUGCUCUACAUCCAAAGGACCCUUCCAUCUCUCUCUGCGUUCCGAUUAGCGUACCGAUGCAUCAAGCUCUGGGCUGUUCGUCGCGGCAUCUAUUCUGCUAAAUUUGGAUAUCUCGGAGGUGUACACAUCACUCUCAUGCUUUCAUGGGCUGCAAAGUGUCUCGCUCACGAUUCUGGCUCCAUCACAGCUCCAGACUUGGUUUCAAGCUUUUUCCAUCAUUUUGCUCACUUUAACUGGACGAAUGAUAUGAUGUACGAUGCCUUCUUUCAUAAGCAGAAGCCCCGCUACCAUCGCAGCGCAAGGGAGCCUAUGGUAGUCUUGGGCUUUCAUGCACCCAACUCGAACAUCGCGCACACAUCCACACUGCCUGGACUACAUACAUUGGUCAGCGAGAUGAAGGCAGCUGAUGAAGCUUUAUCGGAUCCAAGCAUGACCUGGAAGAAAUUCUUCGGGUCGACGGAUAAUUCACCUCAGGCGGCCCUCAGUCCGAUCUCUGGCGCCAGUGACUUCUUGAGCGCCCAUAGCAGUUAUGUCAAGAUUGACAUCCAAUUUUGGGGCCGAACAUUAGCGAAGGGAAAGAGCUUGGUCGGAUGGGUAGAGUCAAGAUGCCUGUCACUCGUUGUCGACAUCUACAAAAUGCUUCCAGACCUUGCUGUACGUAUAUGGCCAGCACGCUUUACCGACAGUGACACGAUCGAAGGCGGUGACUAUCACGGCUGCUACCUCAUUGGACUUUCCAGGCCCUCAAACGAGCACGCCUUAAACACCCAGGAGGACAAAGCUAGUGCAAAGCAAGCUCUGGACAAGAUUCUGGACAGGUUCCUCACACAGCUCAAGACAGACGAGAGGAACUACGAUUCAAGUGUAUGCUGGAUUGAUAUAUCACUCGCCAAAGCCAACGAUGUUAAGAGCUUGCGCCUAGACGACCGCGAAUGGGGCGACUACGUUGCGGAACUAGACCCUGACUCGGAUGACGAGGAGGAAAUCGAAGAGCUCUCGGAUGAUGUCGAGGAGCCACUAAAACGAGCAAUUCCGCAGCGCCCCAAGCCAACCGCAACUCCCCUCUCUUCCUCGAAACUUCGCCCAGCAUCUGACGUCUUGCACCGCUUGCGAUGGGAUCCGAAUCUUGAUCCAGCUGAAUACAUCAUUGGUUAUGAGGAUCGCUUCCUAGGCCCUAGGGAGACGGGACUGGAGAAGUGGAAGACUGAACAGACGGACGACGAAUUCAUCCCGCAGCAUCGGAUCCUGUACUUCAAGAAGAAGGUGGCGAGAGUGGUGAUGGUGAGGUAG